Eremothecium gossypii ATCC 10895 is the source of this 939-nucleotide messenger RNA. It is a transcript of the gene PEX19, whose product is annotated as Pex19p. The coding region runs from base 1 to 939 and encodes 312 amino acids. Lineage: Eukaryota; Fungi; Ascomycota; Saccharomycetes; Saccharomycetales; Saccharomycetaceae. The transcript has a single exon. Gene Ontology annotation, biological process: protein import into peroxisome membrane. The record is from RefSeq and is marked provisional. Gene Ontology annotation, cellular component: peroxisome; peroxisomal membrane.
AUGACUGAGGCGGUGGAUGAGUACGACGACCUUGAUGCGUACCUAGACGAUGGCGGCAAGCCCGAGAAGGAGGCCGAAAAGAAGACGGAGGAGGAGCAGAAGCACGGCGAACAGCAGCAGACCCGCAAAAGUGGCAAAUUCGGGGCCGAGCAGACGGGCGGGACGGACGCAGAGGUGGCAGAGAUGAUCAAUGACCUCCAGACGCAGUUCCAACAGAUGCUGCGGCCCGAGACAGACGGUGCAGACAAAGACACGGUGGAUAACUUCCGGCAGCUGCUGGAGACGCUGGGCCAGGCGGCGCCCGAGGCGGCGGGCGCAGGCGCGGCGGACGCGGGCGCGGCGGGCAAGGAGAGCGGGCAGGGCAGCGAGGACUUCAAGGACAUCAUCUCGAACGCGCUGGGGCGGCUGAAGGUGAACUCGUCCAAAAUCGACUCGAAGCUGGAGCAGGAGAAGAAGGCGCAGACCUCGGACGACCUGCUGUCGCAGCUGCUGGAGCAGAUGGCGGGUGUGGACGAGGGCGACGGGGAUGGGACGAUGGACGGCGCGAUUCUCAACAUCCUGAACCAGAUGUCGUCCAAGGAGGUGAUGUACCAGCCCAUGAAGGAAAUGCAGCUGGAGUUUGUGCAGUGGAUGCAGGGGAACGCCGAGCUGGAGGAGCACCGCGAGAAGAUCGCAACCUACAGACAGCAGCUGGACACCGUGAACGCGAUCGUGGCGCUCUACGAGCGCGCAGACUACUCGAACGAGAAGUACCGCGGCGAGAUCACGGACCUGAUAGACAAGCUCGAGCAGCUUGGCGACAGCCCCGUGAACAAGGGCUUCAGCAACGAGGGCAACCAGGAGCUGAACGACCUGGCGAAGAUGCUAGAGGUCGACGGCGACGACCCCAGCCUGGGCAAUAUCGACAAGGAGAUACAGGAGACAUGCAAGCAGCAGUAG